UGUUGUUGUUGUUGUUUCUGUGUUUGUUUGUUGUUAUUCAUGUCUACUCAGACAUACAGGGGGUUGGACUGGAUGGCCCUUGUGGUCUCUUCCAACUCUAUGAUUCUAUGAUUCUAUAUGUACCACUGAAUUGAGCUGGGCUUUCUCCCAGGUCUGUGGCCAUAGGACUGCAGCCUGAAUAUCUCUUUGCAAUAAUGACCUCAUUUAAAAUCAAAUCUGACUUUAACAUAAACCAGCAUGUUAAGCAGAGCAAUCCGUACUGGGGCAGAGAACAGAGGGAUGGGCUAGAGCAGAACAGUGAAUCCUACUGGCUUGUGCUGGUCAGGACAGUCUAUGCCAGCUCCAGGCUGGUGGUAGAGGUCCUGAAGAACAGGUCCCUUGGCGAGAUUCCCAUGGGUUUAGAUUCUGCGGAUCCCCACCCUGAAAGGCACGUUGGGGCCUUCUGCUGGCUACUUCUUCCCAUCCAUCUGGGUGGUGCUGAUAUUUCCACCACAGGGGAGGUCAGCGGAGAGGCAACUAUGCACUGUCCAGUCCCACAGCCACAUCAACAUGGAGGGUGUGCAUGCGUGCGUGCUGGAAUUGCACCGAAAGUCUGCCUUUAAAAACCAAACCCAUGAGUACGAUGGCCAGAUGCAUUGUUCAGAAGAGGGGAGCUUCAGCAGUUGUAGCGUACAUGACAGCUAUUAAAGGUACAGGAAUCCUAUCUGGUUUUGCAUCUGGCCACCCUAGAGACAGGUAAACAGAAAUCCAUUCAUUUUCACCAUUGCUCAUAUUGUCUCUAAUCAAUCAAUCAAUACGUCCAAAGGUGUUUGUUUAUGCGCCUAGAUUGUAUAAAGGUUUUAUUCUGUGUUAAACCAAUACAUUUUAAUUAUCGUGGUAGUCGUAUAGUAAUUAUUAUGGUAGUAUACAUACAAUUGUUCAAAAAGUAUAACUUGCACAAUAGAAUUUUUUUUGUUUUAAAUCAGUUGUUCAAAUUGAUACAUUUUUCUUGGUAAUUACAGCAUGGAUCAAAAUCACAUUUGUUUUAACUCACCCACCCUGCGCUGAUAAGGUGGGGCUAACAGCGCAGUAGGAAAGUGUUUUGCUGUGGGACUUAUUUCUUGAGGACUAUCGCUUGAAAAGUUAGUUGCAAAUGUGCCUCCAUAAUAAGGAUGUUUAAAAGUGAUAAAGGUACAUUUUUCUAUUCUUUUAGUGGAUGGUUAGCAAGCAGGGUGGGCGUUCUGGUCCUUGCUAGUGAAUUCAAGGACACGUAAUCAGGGUGUAGCAGUGAAUUAAAAAGAGCCUACAAAGUUCUUUUGCGUUGCCUCUGCUGUCCUUGCAUGUGGGUUUCCCCUCCACUCUGACUUUGCUGAUGCUCCUCUGUCUGUUCCUACCCUUUCCGAUCCCAGCUUAGGCCUCUCUCUUGAGCGUUUAGCAGCAGGCCUGCUGGAUAGCAUAGCAGUUUUGCAAUAUGAAUACCCCACCCAAAAUUGUCCCAGUGGGCAGGGCAGACUCAGUGACUUCAGCAGCACUUAGCAAAUGAAUGAUGGGAACGGAGCGUCUCCAUGCACAGCCAAACACAUGUGCAUCUUGUCUAGUCCCACACAUGCCCCGGAGCAGAGAAAUGACUUUGAAUGCUCAACAGCCCAGUAUUUUAGACUCCCUUCCCCUCCUCCUGCAGUCACAAGACCUUGACAGCGGCCUGAGGAACGGGUAAUGUUCUGAGACGCCACAAGGAUCUCGGCGAAGAGGGUUGAUCUGCUGUAGGAAGCAAGCUCUGAAAGAUAGAAGAAAUAAUACUUAGUUGUUCCUCACGCGUGGAAAAAGGAAAUGAAAUAUGGAAUGAUAUGGAUAAGAUUGCCAAGCCUUAUGUCUCAGUGGCCCAGCAGAUGGCACCCCCGAGUCCCAGUGGCAGCAGCAACAACAACAGCAGCAGUAGCAGCAGCAGUGGGCCAGGCGGCGGAGGCGGCGGAGGGGACCAGCUGAGCAAAACGAAUCUGUACAUCCGGGGCCUGCACCCGGGUACCACAGACCAGGACCUUGUCAAGCUGUGCCAACCAUAUGGCAAAAUUGUCUCCACCAAGGCCAUCCUGGACAAAACGACCAACAAAUGCAAAGGCUAUGGCUUUGUGGAUUUUGAUAGCCCCACGGCUGCCCAGAAGGCAGUGACUGCACUCAAAGCCAGUGGGGUUCAGGCCCAGAUGGCCAAGCAACAGGAGCAGGAUCCCACCAACCUCUACCUGUCAAACCUGCCUCUGGGCAUGGACGAGGCUGAAUUGGAGUCAAUGCUGAAGCCCUUUGGACAAGUCAUCUCCACACGCAUCCUUCGCGACGCCAGCGGCACCAGCCGGGGGGUCGGCUUUGCCAGGAUGGAGUCUACAGAAAAGUGUGAAGCUAUCAUCACGCAUUUCAAUGGCAAAUAUAUCAAAACACCUCCAGGGGUCCCAGCACCUCCAGAUCCAUUGCUUUGCAAAUUUGCUGAUGGCGGCCAGAAGAAGCGCCAGAAUCAGGGCAAAUACGUACAGAACGGGCGAGCUUGGCCACGGGAGAAUGACACGGGUGGGAUGACCUUGACCUAUGACCCCACAACGGCGCUACAAAAUGGGUUCUACACAACACCCUACAGCCUGGCCCCUAACAGGAUGAUUGCCCAGACUGCGCUCUCUCCUUAUCUCCCGUCACCUGUUUCUUCCUACCAGGUUCACAGCCCGUCAUGGAUGCACCAUCAGUCAUACCUCAUGCCGCCCACGGGCACAGUGCUGACACCUACCAUGGACCACGCGAUUUCCAUCCAGCCCACUUCCAUGAUGGGGCCCCUAACUCAGCAGCUGGGCCACUUGUCCCUCAGCAGUGCUGGCACGUACAUGCCAGCAGCAGCUAUGCAAGGAGCCUACAUCCCCCAGUACACACCUGUGCCUUCCUCUAGUGUUGCAGUUGAGGAGAACAGUGGCCAGCAGAGCCAUGUGACAGUGGAGUCCCCAUCGGAUCAUGCUGCCUACUCGUACCAGUACAACAAGUAACAACAGCACCAUUGAGCAGCUCAGCUCUGAGCAAUCACUUCGAGGGAGACAACUUUUAUUUUUGUUUAAUUUGUGCUGCGUUUAGAAGAUGGAACCAUUUUUUUUCCUGCAAAGAAAAAAGGUUGUUUUUGUUUUUGUUUGUUUUUUUAAAAAAAGGAUAUAACCGCAAUAGACUUUUGACACCGAGGAACCAAAGGAGGUUAGUGUGGGGGUGGAAAGGAUAUGGCCCCCCGACCCUUAGAUGUACAGAUGGACUAAGGACUAUUUUAAUACAAGGAAAACAUUUUUUGUGUGUGCGUGUGCGUGUGUUUGCGCGUUAAUUUUCUUGUUAACAGCAAAGUCAAACGCUUUGGAUGCCACAAAAUUCCCCAGAGAAGAACAAUUGCUAUUGUUAUUUUUUUCCUCGCUCUCUUUUUUGGAAAGAUGGCUCUCCAACUCUGGGAGGAAUUUUUUUGCUCCUUUGAAUUUGUUUUGUUUUAUUUUCUUUGGUCAUUUAAAAGAUUUUUUAAAGGACAAAUAUGCAAAAGUGUUUGAAUAUUUUUUUUGUUGUUUUAUAAGAAAAAAAAAUGCUCUGAGAAAGCCCCACCUCGCAGCUGUUAGGAAAAAAAAAAUCAAUGCAGACUUCUUUUCUUCUUCCUUGGGGGUGGGAGUGGGGAGGGGUGGGAAUUUUGCUUUGAAAGGAUUAUUUUAUUAUUUCAAGAGGGAAUUUUUUUUUCUAAAAAAGACAAAUUUACAAAAAAACAAAAAAGGAAACCUACAAAAAAAAACCUACAAAAAAAUGAAAACUACAAAAAAAAUAUGAACUUUUGACGGCAGCAAGAGGGGCUUGCAUAAUAACUUGUCAAGUUGGAGGGAGAUGAAGUGGCUGGUGGCUUUUGAUGAACGGACUAUUUUGCGGGGGGGCAAAAGUUCUGCCCCAGCUGAGAGAGAGAGAGAGAGAAAGAAAGAAGGAAGGAAAGAAACAAAGUUUGCUCCAGACUUCGAUUUCUGCCCUCUACCCCGUCCGAUGGGACCGGUUCUUACUGGAUUGCUUUGGACUCUGUUUUGAGCUUCUGCGCAGACCCUUCUUUGCUUUCACACGGACUUCCCCCCUCGCCCGCCCUGCUCUGGAUCAGGGGAACAAUAAACUGAUUGAGGAACCUGCUGCCCCGUGGUGUGUCGUCGCUUCUGGACUCUUGGACACUGAAUGGACGCAUUGCCAGCAACAGAGCUUCGCCCUCCUGCCCUCUCCUGCCCCAUCUCCCGACCCGACCCUUGGGACACACACACACACAGUGCCUUCUGCUGCCUGCGGUCCGGACUGUGCUGCCGUAUGCCCCCCCCCCUCCCCGACUCCUGCAUGCCUGUCAAACCCAGGUGCACAGAGUGUCUCUUUUUUCUUGGCAAACCAGUUGGGGGCGCAGAGGCCGAUGCUUCCAGCUGGCGGGGAUUUGGGGGUGGGGUGGGGAGGUCUGUUCCGGUUGCUUUAAAAACAAAACAAAAAACCCACACACAAAACAGGGAGCGUCUAGCACCUUGCAGGGGGUGGCUGAGUUCCCCACCCCCCCACCUCGAAACGGAUAUCCUAGUUACUAUGCACGUUUCCCUUCCUCACCCCCUCACCCAAACAAGCCCUUGGUUGCUGGCUCCCCAGAUUCGCAAUAGCAGGAGACUAUGUGCAAUAAUCCGGCCCUUCCUACAGCGCGUUUCCCUGGAGAGCCUCUCGAAGGUACCAAGUGCUUUAGACACCUCUGCAUGUUUUCUCUCCGUUUUAUCCCUCCCCCCCCCCAAAAAAAAUCCCGCUUUCUCCCAACCAGAUGGUGCUAAAAGACUUAUCCUCUCUUCCACCAUAAAAUCAGCCCGGCUGGCAUGAAGCUGACCCUUUUCACCUUGUUUUUAGACGUUGCUUCCCACCCACCCCCCUCUAGAUGUGAUCAUGAGAAGCCUUUCCCCCUCCUCCUUUCUUGAUGCCCAACUCAUACCUUUGAUGAAAUAGCUCUUAUGCAGCUGACAAUCAGGGAGGACUAAUUGCAGAGGCCAUACGGGUGUCAUGUGAGCCAGGGAUUGAGAGCGUGGAAGUGUGUGUGUGUGUGUGUGUGUGUGUGUGUGUGUGUGUGGUACAUGUAGGAUGGCAUUGGGAAGAAGGUAUCCCUGCAGAACUGGGCUUUUUUGGUUUGGGUUUUAAUUUUGCAUUUCUCAGGACAUUUGUAUUUUCUUUCCUUUUUAAAGGAUUUCUACUUUGUCCUGACUGUUAAGUGGGAUCAGGUUUUUCCUCCCUAACAGGAGUGUUUGAGGUUUUGGAAAGAUAAAGGUUCAUUACCCCCCCCCCACCUUGCAUAGCUCCUUGCGUGCUUCUUUGUUGUCUGUCCUCAGCCACACACACACACACACACACACACCCCAAUUUGCACCCUUAAUUGGUGGCAACGCAGGACUGAGGCACCCCCAUUUAAUACCUCAGAUAUUGGCAAGGGAGGGGUUCUCGGUGUAAGCAACUGGAAUCCCUGCUUGUAACAUCAGUCGAUUCCCAGAAUGCUGUUUUUGUGCCCCUUCCCUGGCCUGGAGCUUAGACUGAAUCAAAUUAAGCUGACGAUUUACCCCAAGGUGCUGAGCUAAACUGAAGUGCCUUCAUUUGGCCAUAGGGCCCCCCGCUCACCUUCAUCGCUGCAAGCUUUUCGGCAGCGGCUAGACUGACUUCUGCAGGGUGAGGCCUAACAGCCGACUGAGUAGAGAUUUAGGCCAAAAUUAAUCAGCAAAAGGUGUUUCUGUUGAACCUUGCCUGUCACAAUAUUUCACUAAAAGGGCCAAAAGGGCACCAGAGAUAUAUGGGUGCAGAACAACUCCCCCUACGCACAUCAUCAUCCUGUUUUCCAAGUGGCAGUUUCCAGAAAAUGAGAGCUGGUUGUCUCUCCCCCCCCCCCCAACUCAGUCUUUACUUCACUUGGGUGCCCGCACACCACAGCAUUCAAAAACGUAGUUUCGGUUUAGCACAUGACACACCCAACCUGUGCCGUCCACAGCAGUUCCUUAGGAUCAGGCUGUAAACAGAUUCAGGCUAAAUGAAUUGGUUUUCUAGUGUGCUCCAAAUCUGGACAGCAACCCAAAUAAUACUUUUGGUCUGCACAAACAUUUCCAUUCUCGCACCAGAUUUCCUGAUAUCCCAACCGCACUGCCACAAAAAAUAUAAAAAAAUACAUUGCACAGCAUCAGAAGCCACUUUCCAUGUUUUCGGCUGAGUCCGCUUUGCAAUCCCUCUUGAUCACACCAAUCCAUUAGGAAGUUUUGUUUGGAUAGACAUGGCUAGAAGCUUCACAGGAGCACUUCUGCCACUGCCGUUAAUUUUAAUGCAACUUGCGCAGGAUAAUUUCCUUGCGGGUUCUGCUUGUCCAACAUGAUCAGAUGUGUUGGUAUUUCAGGCAUAUGGUAGUACGUAACUGCUUAGAGAAUCCCAGGUUUUGAAAGAAGAGAAAAAAGGAGCAUGGAGAUUUGUGAAAACAGUAUAUUGAGCCUUCUCUUAGAUUUACGUCUGAUUUAUUGCAUACCAAGAACUAAUUAAGUAUGUGAGCAUGAAAUUAUGUUCCCCUCCUAUAUUGGUUAUUUUAAUCACCGUUUUAUAUAAGGCUUCUGAUAACAAAGUUUGAAUGGAUAAACUCAGAUAAAUUAGCAAAGCUUGAAAUACACUAGAUAUAGACAUUCGAUGCUGGUGGCCAAGGAUGUGAUUUAUUCAACCCAUGUAGGUAAGAUGGCCAUGGAAAAGCCUUGGUCUUCUUCAAAAGCAUGUCCUUAGAACUAAAUUGUAACAAUGGUUCAGUGCAAACAUGGUUCACAUUAAACAUGGUUCACAUUAACCAUGGCUUGCCGCCGCCUCUGAUUAGUAUUUCAGAAUAUACUGAAACCAUGGUCAGCUUCUGUUAACCUGCCCCUGGAGGGCAUGUAUAUAAUAAAACACCAGCAAGAUCUGCUUGCCAUCUUGCAGGCCGAAGGAUGGAGAAACUGUCUUAACCAUGGCUUGGUCAGUGCAGAAGGAACAUUUAACCAUGGUUUAGGCAUUCAUAUGUAAAGUAACACUUAAACCAUGGUUAAGGAAAACAAACCCCACUCAAAACAUGAUGUCUGUAUGGGAUUCCCACUAUCCCUUUUUUCAGCUUAAUUCAGUUUCGAUUAUGACCCUGCUCUGGUUCCACCUCUGCAGUGCUAGCAAAAUAUAAAACAAAGAAAUAAACUCCGUCCAGCAAAAGUUAGUUGUAGCCAAAGGUUCAAUCCUCUAGGUCCCAUGAAUUCAGUAAGUCAAGAUGCAUAAGAUUCUGUUUAGGGAAAUAAGGAACACAGCAAAGUCUGACAGCAUUGUGAAGUGCGUAGGGAUGCAGUUGCAGAUAUUAAUCUAGAUGUACAUCUGGAUGCAAUAUUUAUCUGGGUCUUACUGGAAUGCAUAUGCACCUGAAACUGCCCAUUUGUCAUUUGUGACUAGUGUCUAGAACAAGAGCUGGUUUGGAGGCAAGGAAUUCUCGGUAUCAUGGAUACAAAUACUUCUGUGCUGGUUUCAGAGUGACUGUGCAUCACCCUCCAUGAAAUAAUUUCUGCUUUCAAACCUGGGUCUGCAGUCUUUCGCCUUCCUAGUGGGGUUGCUGUGCACGUCACAGAUUUAGUGGAUUACGAAUCUUUUGGGGAUUAAAUCCCAGUUCAGAAAGGAGUGUAUUUUGGAAAGUUGUGGGAAUGGUCUUUUCAAUGUGUGUGCCUGUGUUUCAUGGCUGGCACGCAGCUAUAUUAUUAAAUAAGUUUCAUUUCCCAAAACUGAGGUUGACGUCCAUCUCGGCAGUAGCUACGUUGCAAUGUUUUCCUAGGCUAGUUGCAUUUUACUUCUGCGUUCCUUCAUCUCUCUCGCUGCCCUGAAAGACUUGGCUUUACUAUAGGGUCAGCAUUUCACAGACCGUAUCCGUCUUAUGCUAGGGACUCCAAUCUAUUUGCUGGAAAGUCUCUCUGCAUUUGUUCAAGAGGAGCUGCCCUGCGCAGCCAGCAGCACAAAACUAAACAGAUGCCAUGCAGCAACACACUUGGCAACCCCCUACGAAUCUCUUCCAUCCAGGUUUGAGUGCAGGAUUCUGUGCGUACGAGCCAUCCUAACCCACUGCCCCAGUUUUCUGGAUUGGGGCAAAUUGCUUAGCUGUUACCCAGGCAUCCUUCUCAUCCUCGGCCUGUUUAAAAAAGUUGUUCUGCAGACUUGUUUCAUUUGCUUUCUCCUCCGGUGUGUUUAAGAGCUCCCUCUAUUCUAGCCCCCCCACCCCCAGAGCAAGCUUGCUUACUGGUCAGCCGCUCUCUCAUUUGGACUAGGAGGUAGCUCUUGGUGGAAAUGGGACGAGAGGAGGGAACGCAAAGGAAGGGAAGGGUUUGGGUGCCAUUUUGCAUCAAGGCAGCCUUUGGGACUGGAGAUGUAUUUGUGCAUGUCGAAACCCGGCAGAGGACAGACAGGAGCAGCCUCGACCUAAGCGUUCAUGCUGGUGUCCCUACCUCUUCUUUGCCCCAUUUUUCUUUUCUGUUUGCCAAAGAUAUAAACAAGGUCUCCUAGGGCUAACCUGGUGCCACUGCGUUUUUUAAAAGAGAGAACAAAAAUGGAGUGCGUUUUCUACCUGAGCAGAGUCUUAAGCCAGAUGCAGCUGUCUAUUAAGGCCCGGUCCCAUGCAGGAAGGAAGCAAGGACUGGUUUAACAACAGCAAAUAAACAAGAACGCGAGAGGAAGGGAGUCUGAGGGUGUGGGUAGUGAGGGCAAGGGAGAGAUUGUGGCCAGGGCUGGGUGGGUAAGGAGAAAGGAUAGGGUGUAAGGGAAGAAUUAGGGUAUGCGUACGGCUGGAUGCUAAUGCAGCGUGAGAGAAAGUAAGAUUGAAGUGGGGGAAAGGUGGACAUGCACAGACAUGAGAGAUUGUGUGCUGUGGGCCCAGAUAGAGACCCUACACUUCACCAUUGCAAAGCUUACCCAUGGUCUUAAGCCCUGUUCUCACUCCCCCUGCCUUCACUAAAGCACUCCCUAGCUUUUCUUUUCCUGAGCAGCACAUGGCAUUUGGGGCCAUGUAUUCCCCUUUGACCCCCAUCAUCCCAGGUCUGGAAGGAGGGUUGGCAGUUAGGAGAAACAUCUGAGAAUAUCCUCCGCGGGCUGCAGAGGCCAUACAUCGAAUGGCACCAUUCAUCCCCCCUCUGACCGAACUGGCAGGGAGACUCCUGGCUGCUUUCGUGCAGCACCUUUGCUUUGAACCCGAGCUGCAGCUUUCUCAUGGGAGACGAUGAGCAAAGCUUUCCGCUCACAUCCUCAUUGCUCCUUCCUACACUCUGGGAGUCGACCACUGCGCAAAAGCAUGAUUUGCGAGCAUGUGUGCGUAGCAUAGGGACCGGAGGCCAAAAAAAAGAGCAAAAACCCUGGGACCUAGGAGCAUGGACCUCUGAGCUGCUAGAUUUUUCUUUUAAUCUUGUGCCUUGAUUUCCCCUAUCCCAUUCUGCCAGUGGGGGGAACCAGUCCCUGCACUUUAAAUUUCCAGUCUAGUUAAGGCCUUUCCUGAUCUGCUCCUUCUCCACUUUGUGAAUGAAAGGACCUUGCAGCCUUGUCCCACUCUAUGCCCAACAAAGCCUCUGUGCUCUUCUCUGGCCCAGCUUCCCUCUGCACAAACCAGCCCACCCACCCACCCCCUCUUGUUCUCAUCUCCUGCAUCAUGCUUGCCCCACCCAGCCUUCCCACCAUGCUGGAAGAGGAGGAGGAAGCAGCUGGCUGCCUCAGAGACCUAGUAGACUGUAGAUGAGCCUCAAAACCUUUGUCUCUCCUAAAUGCUGGUAUCUUUUUAUUAUUAUUAAAAAAAACCAAGCUCCACCUCCAAAACUCUUUGCCUGCCGAUUCCAUGCUUGCAUCAAAACCCCGUCCUCCUUGGAAGUUAUUGGUGCUAUUUGGGGGAGCAAAUUAAAAGAAACCCGGUUCAGAACGCCCCUUCAUUUUUAUGCUCACCAGUUCCAGUUUUUUUGUCAUUUUUAGCUACACAUCUACCUCACAUGUACUUGCAGUUCAUUUGUACAUCCUGAACCGGCAAACUGCACCUUCUCCAGGGGGGGCAAGUUCCCCCACCUCACCCUUAGAAAACCCUCUGGGCUCCUCUGCUUUGUUUCUAGGGGGUGGGUGGAAGAGAAAUGUUUCUUU
Zootoca vivipara (common lizard) is the source of this 10149-nucleotide messenger RNA. It is a transcript of the gene RBMS2, whose product is annotated as RNA binding motif single stranded interacting protein 2. Lineage: Eukaryota; Metazoa; Chordata; Lepidosauria; Squamata; Lacertidae. Gene Ontology annotation, molecular function: RNA binding. The record is from RefSeq and is a predicted model, not a curated record.